UUGAUGAGUAGAACAAGCGCUUCUUCUUCUUCUUCUUCCAUCGAACCGUACACAUAACUCCAAAUCACUGCCAGCGCCAAAGGACCAUUUCAUCUCAUCGCAUUGCCAACUGCCCUUUUGUCUCCGUACUGACGACGACACAAGUCGGCAAUGUCGGACAACGACAACAACACCAACGCGCCGACACCGGCGACCACGACCACGGCUGCCACGCCAUCCACGGAGAAUGGCGGCACCCCUUCCAUGAACGGCGACACGACCAUCAAGCUGAACGGCUCCAAGGCUAUGGCCGGCCUGACCCUCGAACCGCUCGCAGAAUCCCUCAGCUUCGACGAGGAGGAUGAGGCGAAGCGACCCAAGGUGACCAUGGAGUCCUUGAAGACCCUCGAAGGCUGGAAGAACGCCGUCCUCACCGUCAUCUUUACUGUCCUGCCGAUCCUCACCUGGGCACCCAAAUACAAGGAAAACUGGAAGGAGAAGCUUGCUGGCGAUGCAAGGGCUGGCUUGACCGUUGGUAUUCUUCUGAUUCCACAGGGUCUGGCCUAUGCGCUCUUGGCAGAGCUGCCUGUGGAGUACGGCCUCUUCAGCGCCUUCAUCCCCCCACUGCUGUAUGGCUUCCUCGGCACGUCCAGCGAGCUGUCCACGGCCCCUGUCGCCGUCGUGUCGCUGCUGACCUCUGCAGGCGUGUCCGAGCUGUACGACCCGGUCACAGAGCGGCCGCAGUACAUCGGCGCCGCCAUCUCCCUCGCCCUCCUCCUCGGCUUUGUGCAGAUGGGCAUGGGCAUCCUGCGUCUCGGUUUCAUCAUCAACUUCCUGUCCCACUCGGUGCUGAGCGGGUUUACCUCCGCCUCCGCCCUCAUCAUUGCGCUGUCCCAGCUCAAGCACGUGCUCGGCAUCUCCAUCGAGCGCAGCUCGCACGUGCACGAGGUGCUGCAGUGGACGUUUGAGGAGAUCCACAACGCCAACUGGCGCACAGUCGUCAUCUCCCUCGCCAGCAUGGCCAUCAUCCUCUUCUGGAAGUACCCGCCACAGUCCGAGAAGUUCAACUGGUUCCGCAAGUACUUCAAGCCCCUCCCCAGCGCCAUGGUUGUUGUCAUUAUCUUCACCCUCAUCUCAGCCAACACAGGCCUCAAUGACAAGGGCGUGAAGAUUGUUGGUGAUGUGCCUGCUGGUCUGCCAACGCCGGAAGCGCCGGACACAAAGGACUUUGGAGACCUGCUGGUGUUGGUGCUCACCAUCGCGCUCGUGUCGUACAUGGAAUCAAUGGCCAUCGCCAAGAAGCUUGCUGAUGACCGAAACUACCAACUCGACUACAACCAGGAGCUUGUUGCUCUCGGCGCAUGCAACAUUGUUGGCUCGUUCUUCCAGACAUACCCAACCACAGGCGGCUUCUCUCGCUCCGCUGUCAACGCCAACGCAGGAUGCAAGACACAGCUCGCCACCAUCCUGGCUGGUAUUGUUGUGAUGAUUGCGCUGCUGGCUGCCACGGAGCUCUUCUUCUUCCUGCCAAAGGCCAUUCUCGGUUCCAUCAUCAUCAUCGCCGUCCUCCCACUCGUCAACUUCAAGGAGCCGUUUCAUCUGUGGAAGAUCAGCAAGAUUGAGUCUGUGCUGACGGUUGUGACCUUCCUCCUCACCGCUUUCAUUGGCGUCGAGCUCGGUGUCGGUAUCAGUAUUGCGCUUGCGCUGCUUGCGGUGGUGUGGCAGGCGUCGCGUCCACACUACACGCUCGAGGGCCGCCUUCCCGGCACCGACGUGUACCGCAACAUCAGGAGGUUUCCUGAUGCGAUUGAGCCCAAGGGCAUCAAGAUCUUCCGCUUUGACGCCGACAUCUUCUUUGUCAACGCCACCGUUUUUGAGCGCCAAGUCCAGAAGAGGUGCUAUGUGCGCGGCGUUGAGAAUGUCAUCAUUAACUUCACGCCCGUGAGCCACGUUGACUCCACCGCGUUCCACGCCAUGGAGAAAGUGCUCGAGGCUGCGGAGCGCAAGGGCAUCUCUGUGUACUUUGCGGGCGUCAAGGGCCCCGUCCGUGACAUCUUCGAGCGCAUCGGCUUUACCGAGCACGUUGGGGAGGAUCACUUUUUCAAGACGGUGAACGAGGCGGUGAUGCACCUGACGAACGAGCAGUUUACGCCCAUGACCAUGACAGACGUGUCCAUUGUCUAGCCUGACUAUGACUAUUGUUGUCUUGGAGCACUAUUGAGCACCGUGUGUGCGUGUGAGAGAGAGAGAGUGUGUGUGUGUGUGCUGUGUGCGUGCGUGUGUUGUGUGUGUUGUGUGUGUGUGUGUGUGUGUUGUGUGUGUUGCAGCGUGAUGUACAGAAUUGCCCUGGGUGGCUGGUGUGUUGGCUCUUGCUUGUGCCUUGUUUAACUGACGACCGUUCGCGUCUCUUUGAGCGCUCUGCGCUAUUGCAGUGCAGGAGGUGGAGAGAGAGAGAGAGAGAGAGAGAGAGAGAGAGAGAGAGAGAGAGAGA
This is a messenger RNA of Salpingoeca rosetta, 2470 nucleotides long. Its product is annotated as sulfate transporter. The coding region runs from base 151 to 2163 and encodes 670 amino acids. NCBI's taxonomy places the organism in Eukaryota, Choanoflagellata, Craspedida, Salpingoecidae. The record is from RefSeq and is a predicted model, not a curated record. Gene Ontology annotation, molecular function: sulfate transmembrane transporter activity. The transcript is spliced from 10 exons. Gene Ontology annotation, cellular component: membrane. Gene Ontology annotation, biological process: transmembrane transport.